This is a messenger RNA of Perkinsus marinus ATCC 50983, 453 nucleotides long. RefSeq lists its product as hypothetical. The transcript is spliced from 3 exons. Bases 1 to 453 code for a protein of 150 amino acids. The record is from RefSeq and is a predicted model, not a curated record. Lineage: Eukaryota; Perkinsozoa; Perkinsida; Perkinsidae.
AUGACUCUCCUAGACGAGUCAGACGUUAUGGCCCGAAGCGAGGAGCAUGUAGCCUAUUGUCACUUGAAUGAGCACAUUCGGCGACCGAGAGAGUUGGAAAAGCGAGGGCGACGUCUGGACGCGCUGCUCACUGCAGUCGGAGACAUCGCUUCGUGCUACGUAUCGAGCUGGAACCCAUCCGGGAGUGUCAUAUUCCUCGAACGCUACGAACGCGGUUCAAGAGAAGCCGCUAUGAUUGACACAAUCCAUGACAUUCGGCAUCCCGAUAUCAACUCCUCCGAAGGGAUGUAUAGUGGCAACGCUACUCCUCUGCUGCGGAAGCUAGAUGAGAGAAGUCCACUUCGAUAUGUACAUCUUAUCGAAAUGCCAAUGACUGAGAUUGCAUCAGUCGGGUUUCGUUACAUCUUUGAGACUAAAAGCAACGUCCCCAGAAUUCGAUCAUGGCAGCUGUAA